Molecule: messenger RNA, 1746 nt
Organism: Diaporthe citri
Lineage: Eukaryota; Fungi; Ascomycota; Sordariomycetes; Diaporthales; Diaporthaceae
Exons: 3
Coding region: 1-1746 (581 amino acids)
Source: RefSeq, a predicted model, not a curated record
AUGUCUGGACCUCCGUCUCGCCUCCGCAGUAUUAUUGGGCACCUCCUUCCCUCCCAGGCCUCGACCUCAUCCUCCAAGACCGGGGAGACAUGGCAACACAGUCAUCACAUACACACCCUCUCGCCGACCUUCUUCCUCCCGCGAGCUGCAUCUAUCGAGCCCCACGCCGAGGCGAUGGUCCACAUCACCGCCAACGGCUCGGUCCUCCGCCGGACCUACCAGGAGUUCGCGGACCGCGCCAGGGGGCUCGCGUACUACCUCAAGACCCACGGCUACAAGCGGGUCGGCGUGCUGGCGCCAAACACCCCUGCCUUCCUGGAGUGUAUCUACGGGAUUGUCGCCGGAGGGGCUGUCAUCGUGCCUGUGAACUACCGGCUCAAGGAGGACGACAUAAGCUACAUCUUUGAGUUCUCUGAGGUUGAUAUCAUCAUCACCGACUGGGAAUUUGAGGGCCUGCUGGCAUCUUUCAGGAAGACAAAGCCAGGCGUGAAGAUCAUCGUCGACACGGACACCGAUGCUACUGAAGGGGAGCUCUGUGGCCCCUUUGAUGAGAUUGUGUCAGAGGGUCUGACGUAUGACCGGCAAAACGGCAGUAAAGGCUGGGAUGGCCUUUACAUCUCUGCCGAGGACGAGGAUGAAAUGCUAGCCAUCCCGUUCACGUCGGGGACUACAUCGCGGCCAAAGGGCGUCGUAUAUUCUCACCGUGGUUCCUACCUGGCAGCCAUGGGAAACGUGAUAGAGUCGGGCUUGAACAGCCAAGGUGGACGGUGUAAAUAUCUCUGGACGCUGCCCUUAUUCCAUGCGAUCGGCUGGACCUUCCCCUGGUCGGUGGUAGCUGUGCGCGGUACCAACAUCUGCCUCCGCAAGAUCGACUACCCGCUGGUGUGGCGGCUUCUCAAGUCCGAGGGCGUGACGCACUUCAACGCCGCGCCUACGGUCAACACGCUGCUGUGCGCGGACCCCAACGCCGCGCCCCUCGACCGCCCCUGUCAGGUCACCGUAGCUGCAUCGCCGCCCUCGGGUCACCUGUUUGAGCAGAUGACGAACCUGAACCUUCACCCGGUGCACGUGUACGGGAUGACGGAGACGUACGGGCCGAUAACUAAGGGGUACAUCAUGCCCGAGUGGGACGCCCUGGACCCCAAGGAGAAGUACCAGCUCAUGGCGCGGCAAGGCCACGGGUUCGUCGCCAGCCUGCCUGUGAGGGUGGUCAAGACGGACCAGCCGGAAGGGGUGCUGGUCGACGUCGCCAGGGACGGAAAGGAAAUUGGAGAGAUCGUGUUCUUCGGCAAUAUCUGCUCGAGGGGCUACUUCAAGGACCCCGAGGCAACCAAGAAGUUGUUCACGGGCGGCGGGCUGCACUCAGGCGACCUGGCCGUGCAACACCCGGACGGUGCAAUCCAGAUCCUGGAUCGGGCCAAGGAUAUCAUCAUCUCGGGUGGCGAGAACAUCUCGUCGGUUGCGCUCGAGAGCAUGCUUGUCAAGCACCCCGACGUCCUCGAGGCUGGCGUGGUGGCAGUCGCGGACUCGCACUGGGGCGAGAGGCCUAAGGCUUAUGUGACGGUGAGGUCGGGCAAGAACGUGGAAGGCAAGGACGUGGUCGACUGGGCGAAGCACCAGAGCCAGAUCUCCAAGUUCAUGGUCCCCAGGGAGGUGGAGAUUGUGUCGGAGCUGCCCAAGACGUCGACGGGCAAGAUCAAGAAGAAUGACCUUCGGGAGUGGGCGAAGCACGGCCAGCACAAGUAG